Molecule: messenger RNA, 681 nt
Organism: Dentiscutata heterogama
Lineage: Eukaryota; Fungi; Glomeromycota; Glomeromycetes; Diversisporales; Gigasporaceae
Source: the annotation of a GenBank genome assembly
CUCUUGAGAACCUGUUUUGAUCGCAAAUCCCACAAUUUGAUGGUAUGUCCUGCGGAUAACAAUUUGGCGGCUACACAGAAAUCAUAUGAUGAGUCAAAAGCCAACGUGCUAAGUAGUUCAAAUUACGAAAUACCAAAACCGCCCGCAGAAAUUGACAAACCCACUCAAGAUUCAUCAACUCAAAAUUCGUUGAACCAAGAUUCAUCGACUCAGGAAGAAUCAUUAGAAACAAGAUUGAAUGAACUUGAUUUGAUGAGUGUGGAAUCUGAAACUUCUCAAAAGUCAUCGCACACACCAAAGUUUAAAACACUCCAAGGAAAUUCUAUGCAGCAGAUGCUAGUUCAAGCAUUACACUCAAAUGAUGAUCAUCUAUUUAAUUUAGUUUUGGAACAAACAAACCCAGAUAUUGUUAGCAACACUGUUAGAAAAUUACCUACAAAGUAUAUAAUACCUUUCCUGGAAAAGGUGAUCACAAGGUUUUAUGAAAAACCUAAAUCUGUAAUGAAUAUGUUACAAUGGAUAAAGGCUGUACCUGAUCUAACUCAGAAACUCUCGGAUUUUUAUCAAGCGUUGGAUUCUCGAUCGGCUGUAUUUCAAAAAUUGUUGAAUUUUCAAGGACGCCUAGAUUUAAUAAUGCAACAGAUAGCGAUGCGAAAAACUCAAGGAGCUGGAACAACAAAU